AUGGCAAGACCAAGACAACGUCGUAAGAUAAAAAAUCCUUCACUUAAACUUUCUAGGAAAACUUCAAAUAAACAUUUUAAAAAAAUAGUUGUCCAUGGAGACCCUAUAAUAGCUUCAAAUUGGAAUAAAAAAGAAACUCUUCGUCAAAAUUAUAAACGUAUAGGGCUUUUAACAUCACUCAAUAGAGUUGCAGGUGGUAUAGAGAAAUUGUAUCCAGAUAAUGUAGAAGAGGAAAAAGAUCGAGGAAAAAUAGAAUAUGAUGAUAAUAAUAAUAAAGAAGAAUUGAAAAAAGUUUUAGGACCUAAUGUUGGAAUAAUAGAACGUGAUGAUGAAGGCAACAUAGUAAAUGUUAUAAUUGGUGAAGAUGAAGAUGAAAACGAAGUUUUUGAUAAAAAAAUUCAGCCAGAACCAGCGAAAACGGAAAUUGUUAAAGCUUUAGAAGAAGAAGCAUCGAAAGUAUUUAAACAUGAAAAAUAUCAAUCUGGAGGAGAAAUAGAAUUUGUAAAAAAAUUGAUAGAGAGAUAUGGCGAAGAUUAUGAUGCGAUGUUUAAAGAUAUAAAAUUAAAUGUCGAAGGAAAUAAUGAUUAUGUAUAG
Molecule: messenger RNA, 594 nt
Organism: Entrophospora candida
Lineage: Eukaryota; Fungi; Glomeromycota; Glomeromycetes; Entrophosporales; Entrophosporaceae
Source: the annotation of a GenBank genome assembly